AUGGAAGCAGCCGUGCUUGGAGGCUCCCGGCAAGGUGUUCGGCAGAGAACUGCCCGUCUGCAGGAGGAAGAGGAGGAAUCAGAGCUCGCUGUGCAUCUGUACCGACAGUUCCUCUGGGGUCAUCAGAGCUUGGCACAAGUCCGAACAACCGCCGGGCUUGCUUCGGAUGAGUUAACCCGAAAGCGGGCAACUGUUCCGAAACAGCUCGCCACCUUGGCAGGUUUGGGAGGCAGCACAGACUUGACCCAUAAUCUCUGGAGAGAUUUGGAGCGACGGGUGCAGCCGCCGUUCUUGGAACCGAGAUAUGAGAUGCUGCCAUUGAAUCCUAGGCCAGGUCGCAUCCCUUUCUUUGACCCGGUGCAGACUUUCGAAUGCCUGCGGACUCGACGUCCAGAGUUCUUCAAGGAAGUUUGCCUUCCCUCGGUUGAUGAGCUGGAGGAGUUCUGGAACCAGUGCUCUGGACACCCGGCCCUUCGGCACCAUCCAGUGCGAAACAUCAGAGGCUUCCAACGUCGGGCAGUACCGCUCGUUUUGCACGGUGACGGUGUGCCAAUCACAGCCAUAGGGGCGAGCCAGAAGUCCUGCGCUUUCAUUAGCUGGAGAUCCCUGUUGUGUCAGAGAGCGGCCAGCAAGUGUCAGCACCAGCUGAUGGCUGCGAUCUGGUGCGACCUGAUCGUCAAGGCCGGCGGCGAGGACACAGUGCAAAGCCUUUGGGCUCUAGUGUGCCAGUCCUUCGAUGCCGCCCUGGACGAAGCAGCGGGGCAUCAGAGACCCUUCCCGGUGCUGCUUUUCGCCAGCGGAGACCUGGAGUGGUUCAGUCUGGCACAUGGCCUUCCUCGCUGGAAUUCCCUGAAGCCCUGUGGCCUGUGCGGUGUCGCACGACAGGCCAUGUUUGGCUUCAGGGCAGUUCCGAGGGUGCCGGCAGACCCGUGGAUUCUCCCGAGACAUGACUCCCACAUUCUUUGUCGGAGAACUCUCUGCAAGGCUUCCGUCUUCCCAGACAUGAUGCACACGAAGCAUCUUGGGGUGGACCAAAGAAUAUGUGGCAGUGUCAUCUGGCUCCUAGUGCACACUGUGAUGCCCGGCGAUGUUGAAUCCAACCGCAUCCAGUUGGUGGAAGAGCUGCACAGAGCACACCGGGGACGUGGCGAAAGGCCGGUGAGCAGACUCACACCGGGGAUGUAUUUGUCCAAAGUCGGCGACGUGGACUGCCGGGAAUCCUACCCAUGCCUGAAAUGCAAGGCUGCCGAAACCAAGGCGACAGUGGCGGCAUUGAAGACGGUUUGGGGAAACCGCAUGGAUCCUCAGCAGGAGCUGCACAUCCUCACGAACUUGCUGCUGGAACUGAGCGUUUUCUUGGAUACAGAGGUGUCCUCCUCUAGCGACUGGCACCCCACGAAGGCUGAGAGUGAGCAAUGGGUUCUUGCUGGAGUCAGCCUCGCUCAAUGUCUCACGAAGUUAACCAAGGAACAUCUGAAGCUUGGGCGGUGUUUGUUCCAGUUAACGUUUAAGUCUCACUGGCUGAUCCACUGUCUCCACUACUCCGAGUACAUGAACCCGAAGUUUUUGUGGACGUACAGCGGAGAAGACUAUAUGAGCCGCUGCAAGACCCUGCUGAAGUCCUGCCUGAAUGGCAGGAAGCAGCUGCCGGCACUGCAAAGAUUCGGUCGGCAAUAUGCUAGGGCCAUAUGUGUCGAAGUAGACAAGGAGUUUCACCGACCCCUCUUUGUGUGA
Messenger RNA from Symbiodinium sp. CCMP2592, 1734 nucleotides. The record is from the annotation of a GenBank genome assembly. Lineage: Eukaryota; Dinophyceae; Suessiales; Symbiodiniaceae.